Molecule: messenger RNA, 2779 nt
Organism: Abrus precatorius (Indian licorice)
Lineage: Eukaryota; Viridiplantae; Streptophyta; Magnoliopsida; Fabales; Fabaceae
Product: seed linoleate 9S-lipoxygenase-2-like
Exons: 10
Coding region: 1-2589 (862 amino acids)
Biological process (GO): lipid oxidation
Molecular function (GO): metal ion binding; protein binding; oxidoreductase activity, acting on single donors with incorporation of molecular oxygen, incorporation of two atoms of oxygen
Source: RefSeq, a predicted model, not a curated record
AUGUUUUCAGGGGUGACGGGAAUCAUGAAUAGAGAACAUAAAAUCAAAGGGACCGUUGUGUUAAUGCGAAAGAAUGUGUUGGACUUCAACACCGUCGCUAAUAUUACCAGUGGAAAUGUUGGGGGACUCAUAGGAACCGGUCUCAACGUUGUUGGUUCCACAGUUGACAACCUAACUUCUUUUUUGGGCCGUAGCGUCUCACUCCAACUCAUUAGUGCUACCAAGGCUGAUGCAAAUGGAAAAGGAAAAGUUGGAAGGGAUACGUUCUUGGAAGGUAUUAUUUUCUCGUUACCAACUUUGGGAGCAGGAGAGUCUGCAUUCAAUAUUCAUUUUGAAUGGGACGAUAGCAUGGGAAUUCCCGGUGCAUUUUACAUAAAGAACUACAUGCAAGUUGAGUUUUACCUCAAAAGUUUGACUCUUGAAGACGUUCCAAACCAUGGAACUAUCCGCUUUGUUUGCAACUCAUGGGUUUACAACUCAAAACUUUACAAAAGCGAACGCAUUUUCUUUGCCAACAAUACGUAUCUUCCAAGUGAGACACCACCUCCACUUGUCAAGUACAGAGAAGAAGAAUUGAAGAUUUUAAGAGGAGAUGGAACAGGAGAGCGCAAGGAGCAUGAUAGGAUUUAUGAUUAUGAUGUGUACAAUGAUUUGGGCAAUCCAGAUCACGGUGAAAAGUUUACUCGCCCAGUUCUUGGAGGAUCUACCCAUCCCUACCCUCGUAGGGGAAGAACUGGUCGAUACCCAUCAAGGAAAGAUCCCAAGUGUGAGAAACCAGGCGAAGUUUAUGUUCCAAGAGAUGAAAAUUUUGGUCACUUAAAGUCCUCAGACUUUCUUACAUAUGGAAUAAAAUCUUUAUCUCAAUACGUGUUGCCAGCGUUUCAAUCUGCUUUCGAUUUGAAUUUCACGCGACCAGAGUUUGAUAGCUUCCAAGAGGUGCGUGACCUCUAUGAAGGUGGAAUUAAGCUACCUACCGACGUAAUUAGCACAAUUAGCCCCUUACCAGUUAUCAAAGAACUCUUCCGUACCGAUGGGGAACAGGUCCUCAAGUUUCCACCACCUCACGUUAUUCAAGUGAGUAAAUCUGCAUGGAUGACUGAUGAAGAAUUUGCAAGGGAAAUGCUUGCUGGUGUAAAUCCUUGCGUAAUUCGUGGUCUUCAAGAAUUUCCUCCAACAAGCAAUCUAGAUCCCACAAUCUAUGGUGAUCAAACCAGCAAGAUAACAGCAGAUGUCCUUAACCUAGACGGGUACACAGUGGACGAGGCACUUGCUAGCCGGAGGUUAUUUAUAUUAGAUUACCAUGAUAUAUUCAUGCCAUAUCUGAGGCAGAUAAAUCAGACUUAUGCCAAGGCUUAUGCUACAAGGACCAUCCUCUUUUUGAAAGAAAAUGGGUCAUUAAAGCCAGUGGCCAUAGAAUUAAGUUUGCCACAUCCUGGUGGGGAUCAAUCAGGUGCCAUUAGUCAAGUUAUCUUACCUGCAAAUGAAGGUGUUGAAAGUACAAUUUGGCUACUAGCCAAAGCUUAUGUGGUUGUAAAUGACUCUUGCUAUCAUCAACUCAUGAGUCAUUGGUUAAAUACUCAUGCAGUGAUGGAGCCAUUCAUCAUAGCAACAAACCGACAGCUUAGUGUGCUUCACCCAAUUUAUAAACUUCUAUCUCCUCACUAUCGUGACACCAUGAACAUCAAUGCACUUGCUAGGCAAUCUCUGAUUAAUGCUGAUGGCAUAAUAGAGAGAUCUUUUUUGCCUUCAAAGUAUGCUGUUGAGAUGUCUUCAGCGGUUUAUAAGAAUUGGGUUUUUCCUGAUCAAGCACUACCUGCUGAUCUUAUCAAGAGAGGAGUGGCAGUUAAGGAUUCAUCUUCCCCACAUGGACUUCGUCUUCUGAUAGAGGAUUACCCUUAUGCUGUUGAUGGAUUAGAGAUAUGGGGUGUUAUUAACACAUGGGCCCAAGAGUAUGUCUCGUUGUACUAUUCAACAAACGAUGAUGUCAGAGCUGAUUCUGAGCUCCAACAUUGGUGGAAAGAAGCUGUAGAAAUAGGUCAUGGGGAUUUGAAAGAAAAGCCAUGGUGGCCUAAGUUGCAAACACUUGAAGAGCUUGUUGAAAUUUGCACUAUUAUCAUAUGGACUGCUUCAGCCCUUCAUGCAGCUGUUAAUUUUGGACAAUAUCCUUAUGGAGGUUAUAUCCUUAAUAGGCCAACUCUUAGUAGGAGAUUCAUGCCAGAGCAAGGGUCUGCUGAGUAUGCUGCCUUGGCUAAGAACCUUGAGAAGGAGUUUUUGAAAACUAUUACUGGCAAGCAAGAGACCCUUAUUGACCUCACUGUUAUUGAAAUCUUGUCAAGGCAUGCUUCUGAUGAGUUAUACCUUGGUCAGAGAGAUGGUGGUGACAAUUGGACUUUUGAUGCUGGCCCAUUAGAGGCCUUUAAGAAGUUUGGAAAGAAUCUUGCAGAUAUUGAGCAAAAACUCCAACAGAAGAACAAUGACGCUUCAUUGAGAAACCGCUAUGGGCCAGCUAAGAUGCCUUACACUUUGCUUUACCCUUCUAGUGAGGAAGGGUUGACUUUCAGAGGAAUUCCCAACAGUAUCUCUAUUUGAGAGCUCUAUGUUGCUCAAGUCCCAUGUUUGUUUCUAAAUAAAAGUGAAGUAGAGGACCUAUGUAUGGUUAAUGUAUGUAUUUGGGUUGGUGGGAUGUUUUCAUGUUUGGUAAUAAUAAAGAAAGAUGUGUUUGUGUAUAAUGGAAAAGUAAAUAAAAGUGACUGUGUGUUUGAGCUAUACUAGCAUUGCA